This is a messenger RNA of Pseudoliparis swirei, 2568 nucleotides long. RefSeq names its product carnitine O-acetyltransferase a (gene crata). The record is from RefSeq and is a predicted model, not a curated record. Gene Ontology annotation, cellular component: peroxisome. Gene Ontology annotation, biological process: carnitine metabolic process, CoA-linked. Gene Ontology annotation, molecular function: carnitine O-acetyltransferase activity. The transcript is spliced from 14 exons. Lineage: Eukaryota; Metazoa; Chordata; Actinopteri; Perciformes; Liparidae. Bases 141 to 2054 code for a protein of 637 amino acids.
GCGGUGCUCAGCAGCUGACCUGUGCCCGGUGCCAGCCUCUCUCUCCCGGCUCUGACCGGUCCACAGUCCGCGGCUCUGACAGCUCGUGCUGCACUUUGAUCGCUGACCGACCGGAACCGACCCGGGUUCCUCUGGGCAGCAUGUGGGGCAUUUGCAGGAGAACGAUGGUGAAGGUGGGGAUGCCGAAGCCCUGCUGCCUGAUGAAACCCUGUCACCUGGUGAAGCCCGUGUCGGUGACCCGGGUCUCCGGCCGGUACCUGACCCACCAGAGGGGCCUGCCCGGCCUGCCCGUCCCCCCCCUGCAGCAGACCUGCGAGCGCUACAUCAGCGCCCUGGAGCCCAUCGUGGAGGCCGAGGAGCUGAGGCACGCCAAGGAGCUGGUGGCCGAGUUCCAGAAGGCCGGGGGGGUCGGAGAGCGGCUCCAGAGGGGCCUGGAGGCGAGGGCCCGGUCCACGGAGAACUGGCUGUCAGAGUGGUGGGUGCAGGUUGCGUAUCUCGACUACCGGCUGCCCGUCGUGGUGCAUUCAAGUCCCGGGUUGGUGUUGCCCCGCAUGAACUUCAGCGAUAAGCAGGGGCAGAUAAGAUUUGCCGCCAAACUGAUAGCAGGAGUUUUAGACUUCAAGAUGAUGAUCGACAAUGAGACUCUGCCGGUGGAGCACAUGGGGGGGAAGCCUCUGUGUAUGAACCAGUACUACGAGGUGCUGUCGUCCUGCCGGGUCCCCGGUCUGAAGAGAGACUCCGUGGUGAACCACGCCAAGACCUCCAGCCCGCCUCGCCACAUCGCCGUGGUCCACAACCUCCAGUUCUAUGCGUUGGAGGUGUACCACAGCGACGGGAGGCCGCUGACGGCCGAUGAGUUCUGUGUCCAGCUGGAGAAGAUCUGCAGAUCCUCGCCGCACAGCGACGUGGAGCCCGUCGGCAUCCUCACCACGCAGCACCGCGACGCCUGGGGCCGCGCCUACGCCACCCUCACCCAGGAUGAGACCAACAGAGAGUCCGUGUCCGUCAUCCAGAGGAGCAUCUUCACGCUGUGCCUGGAUGGAGCGGCGCCUCCAGUGGCCGAUGAGGGAUACCGCAGCAGUGCUGCAGUCCAGAUGCUGCACGGAGGAGGGAGCAGGUGGAACAGCGCCAACCGCUGGUUUGACAAGACACUGCAGUUUAUUGUGGGAGUCGACGGGACGUGCGGCGCUAACUACGAGCACGCCCCGGCCGAGGGUCCGCCUAUCGUGGCCCUGAUCGACCACGUGGUGGAAUACACGAGGAAGCCGGAGACGACUCCCUCUCCCAUGAUGCCUUUGGCCACGCCCCAGAAACUGCUCUUCAACAUCACACCUGAGAUCAAGAAGGACAUUGAGAAGGCCCAGCACGCCAUGAACACACUGGCCCAAGACCUGGAGAUGAGGGUCAUGGUGUUUGGCCACUUUGGGAAAAAUGUCCCAAAGACCCACAAGAUGAGCCCUGAUGCCUUCAUACAGAUGGCGCUGCAGCUGGCCUACUACAGGAUGUACCAGCGCUGCUGUGCCACGUAUGAAAGCGCCUCCCAGCGAGCGUUCAGACUCGGCCGGACGGAAACCAUCCGCUCCGCCUCCAGCGCCUCGGCCGCCUUCGUCAAGGCCUUCGAUGACCCCGGCACGCAGAACACGGAGAAAGUUGAUCUCCUGGUGAAAGCUGUGAACGCUCACAGGUCCUACACGACCAUGGCGAUCAGUGGCCAGGCCAUAGACCGACAUCUCCUGGGCCUGAAGAUGGUGGCUGUGGAGGCUGAGCUCUUGAUACCCGACAUCUACACCGACUCCACCUACGCCAAAGCUUUACACUACAACUUAUCCACAAGUCAGGUGCCUUCCAAGACGGACUGCGUCAUGUGCUUCGGCCCCAUCGUGCCCGACGGGUACGGCGUGUGCUACAACCCGAUGGACGACCACAUCAACUUCGCCGUGUCGUCCUUCAACGCCUGUAAAGACACGGACGCGGCGCGUCUGGCCCGGUCCGUGGAGGAGGCCCUGCUGGACAUGAGGACCCUGCUGGACCAAUCACCAAGAGCCAAACUGUGAAGCUCCCUCCAGGCUCUUCCCGGAUGUAGGGAGCCCCGCCCCCUUUUGUGUGAUUGACUGAACCCCACACACACACACGUCUGAGCCAGUCUUCUCCCCGUGGUAGUGAUGGUUGUUGAAAUAUUAUACAUAAGAACAUUUCUCUAAUUUUUAAACUUAAAUCCAUUUCAUUUGAAACCUUCAAAAUAAAAGCACAGGAUUUUUGUUCUUCUUUUUUUUAAGAAAAGGUGAUCAUAUGACGUAGUGGGCCGGAUUCGGGCCGCGGGCCUUGUGUUUGACACCUGUGCUCUAGUGGAACAACGCUCACGCACAAGCUAUUAAUAACUUCUUCUUUAACCGACAGAAAUGUAAUUAACAGAAAUUGUGUCGAUUGAUAUUUGAUCAUUUUAUGAUGAAAUGUGUGCCUUCCCAUGCAGAGGUCAGAGGUUCUGAACUCAUUGUUUUGGGAGAAAUCUUUGAAACAGAAAUUCUGCAUUUUGACAUUUAGAAUAAAUCCAGAAUAUUUGGUACUCUU